Molecule: messenger RNA, 2640 nt
Organism: Thermothelomyces thermophilus ATCC 42464
Lineage: Eukaryota; Fungi; Ascomycota; Sordariomycetes; Sordariales; Chaetomiaceae
Product: glycoside hydrolase family 55 protein
Exons: 2
Coding region: 202-2544 (780 amino acids)
Molecular function (GO): polygalacturonase activity
Source: RefSeq, a predicted model, not a curated record
GUGAUGCUCCUUUCCCGUCAAUCCGGUCUCCGUUCCUUUUUAUUUUGUUUUCUUUUUUUUCAGCUCCCUAUCCUCUUGUAUAUCGUCAUUCUUUUUUUGCUGCCUGUGCUGGCCAGGGCGCUCAUUCUUCUGGCUGGCUCAGAGUGGAUCACAUUACCCAAAACGACAUCUGGAGAUAGCCGGACCUAGACCUAGAUCAGGAUGCUCAAACGACUGUCCACAGCGGUUCUGCUGGCCCUCGGGCUCGCCUCCUCCACUCUUGCCGCACCGGCACCGGCACCGCGGCAAGAGUCGGGGUGGUGGGUGGCCAGCAUCGAACGGCAAGGCGCUCCCGCCUUCAACGAUGACCCCAACUAUAAAGUGUUCCGCAACGUGCGGGACUACGGCGCCAAGGGUGACGGUGCGACUGACGACACCGAGGCCAUCAACAAGGCCAUCAGCGACGGCAACCGGUGUGGUCAGGGCUGCUCUUCGCAGACGACGACCCCGGCGCUCGUGUACUUCCCGCCCGGCACCUACGUGGUCAGCAAGCCCAUCAUCCCCUUCUACUACACUCAGCUCGUCGGCGACGCCGUCUCUCCCCCGACCCUGAAGGCGUCCGCCGACUUCUCCGGCAUGGCCGUCAUCGACGCGGACCCGUACGACUCGGAGGGCAACAACUGGUGGACGAACCAGAACAACUUCUUCCGCCAGGUCCGCAACUUUGUCAUCGACCUGACGGCCAUGCCCGUCGAGGUUGGCGCCGGCAUCCACUGGCAGGUUGCGCAGGCGACGAGCCUGCAGAACAUCGUCUUCAACAUGCGCACCGACGGCGGGGAGGCCAACAAGCAGCAGGGCAUCUUCAUGGACAACGGGUCGGGCGGUUUCAUGUCGGACCUGACCUUCAACGGCGGCAACUACGGCGCCUUCUUCGGCAACCAGCAGUUCACCACCCGUAACCUGACCUUCAACGACUGCAGGACGGCCAUCUUCAUGAACUGGAACUGGGCCUGGACCUUCCAGGACGUCAAGAUCAACAACUGCGGCGUCGGCAUCGACAUGGCCAACGGCGGCCCCGGCGGCCAGACCGUCGGGUCCGUCCUCGUGCUCGACAGCCAGUUCACCAACACGCCCAUCGGCAUCAAGACGGCCUACGACCCGGCCUCCCCCCAGACCAACGGCACGCUCAUCCUCGACAACGUCGACAUGACGGGCACGACCCAGGCCGUCGUCAACGAGGGCACCGGCGCCGUGAUCCUCCCGGGCAACCAAAAGGUCAGCUUCUUCGCCCAGGGACGGGCCUACGAUGGCGCCGGCGCCGGCUCCGGCAAGGCGGUGCAGGCUCCCCAGGACCCGGUGAGGAAGCCGGACGUGCUGCUCGACCCGGGGACGGGUAAGGUGGUGACGCGCAGCAAGCCGCAGUACGAGAACGUGCCGGCGGGCAGCUUCGUCAGCGUCAAGGCCAACGGGGCCAAGGGCGACGGCAAGACGGACGACACGGACGCGAUCCAGGCGGUCUUCGAUAAGGCGACGCCCGACCAGGUCGUCUACUUCGACCACGGCGCCUACAUCAUCACGCGGACGGUCAAGGUGCCCAAGCAGAUCCGCAUCACGGGCGAGGCGCUGCCCCUGAUCCUGGCGGGCGGCGAUUCGAGCUUCAAGGACCAGGCGAACCCGCAGCCGGUCUUCCAGGUGGGCCAGCCGGGCGACAAGGGCGAGGUGGAGAUGUCGGACCUCAUCUUCGGCACGGCGGGCCCGCAGCCGGGCGCCAUCAUGAUGGAGUGGAACGUGGCGGGCAGCAAGCCCGGGGCGGCGGCGCUCUGGGACGUGCACACGCGCAUCGGCGGGUACGCGGGCACGCAGCUGGAGCUGGAGCAGUGCGCCAAGAACCCAGACGUGACGAACCCGGUCAGGCCCGAGUGCUUCGGCGCCUUCAUGAUGCUGCACGUGCGCGAGGGCGGCAGCGUCUACCUGGAGAACACGUGGUACUGGGUGGCGGACCACGGGCUGGAGCCGUCGGCGCGCGACGGCCAGAUCGACGUCUUCAACGGCCGCGGCGUCCUCUUCGAGGGCGAGGGCCCGGUCUGGGGCUGGGGCACCGCCUCGGAGCACUCGGUCCUGUACAACUACCAGUUCAACAAGGCCUCCAACGUCUUCCUGGCCCUCAUCCAGACCGAGACGCCGUACUUCCAGGGCAACCCGGACGCGACGCAGCCCUUCGCCGUCAACCCGGACUUUGCGGACCCGGACUUUGCCAAGUCGUGCGCGGCCGACGACGCCGGCUGCAGGCGGGCGUGGGGCGUGCGGGCGAUCGAGUCCAAGGACAUCUUCGUGUACGGCGCCGGGCUGUACUCCUUCUUCGACAACUACGCGCAGGACUGCCUCCGGACCGAGUCGUGCCAGUCCCACAUGGUCUCGAUCGAGGGCGGCAGCCGGGUGCACAUGUACGGCCUCAGCACCAAGGCCAGCGUCAACAUGGUGACGGUCGACGGCCGGGGCGCCGUCCUCGACAGGGACAACCGCAACAACUUCUGCGCCACCCUCGCGUUCUUCCAGUCGGCAUAGGGAGUCGGUCGGGGACGUGGUGGUGGUGGUCGCGGCGGCGGACGAGGAGGCGGUAGAGGCGAUAGAGGCGGGCUUGGAACGUGCUCCGAGAGGAGC